Raphanus sativus (radish) is the source of this 1017-nucleotide messenger RNA. RefSeq lists its product as uncharacterized. Lineage: Eukaryota; Viridiplantae; Streptophyta; Magnoliopsida; Brassicales; Brassicaceae. Gene Ontology annotation, biological process: transcription initiation at RNA polymerase II promoter; transcription by RNA polymerase II. Bases 12 to 830 code for a protein of 272 amino acids. Gene Ontology annotation, cellular component: transcription factor TFIIF complex. The transcript is spliced from 6 exons. The record is from RefSeq and is a predicted model, not a curated record.
AGAAAGAAACAAUGGGGAUAUCGGAAACGCAGAAGAAGACGAAGAUCCAGAGAAAGAAAAUGCAUGAAGACGAGACGAUUAUUGCAGAGGAAAUAGAACGACUGAUGGAACUAGCGGUGGAAGAAGAAUAUCAAGAAUUAGAAACGGAGAAAGCCGACGAGAUGGUUUUGCUGAUGAAGUGUCCACCAAGGGUCGACAAGGCGUGGCGCCAACUUUCUUCGUCUUCUUCGUUUUCUCAGGAACUUGGUCUCGUGGCCAAGUAUAGUGAGUCCUUCAAUCUCCUCGGUCCCGAUUUGUCGCCUGAGUUGAGAAUGGAGAUGGCUAGUGCUGAGCUACAGAACAUUUCGAAGCUCUAUUCUGUAAACAAAUCCAAAGACUUUGUUGGUCCAGUGCGUAUCUUCUCCGAAUCAAAUCAAGGUAAACUUGAGGUGGAAGGAACGGUGACGCAUAAACUCGAUAUGAGACCUCAUGAUUGCAUUGAAGAAUACGGAAAGCUUUUACGUGUGAGGAACAUGAAACCGGUGGCUGAAAAUAGACAUAUUCAGGUUCUUGAUGGUUGCCGGGGAGAACACUUGACGCCCACGCCUGCAUUGGUGGUGACAGAGAAGCUUAAUAAGCGAAGGGAAAAGAGGACAAGAAGCGAUCGUAGUGAGGUGGAAGCGAAAGUGUUCCAACUAUUUGAAAGAGAACCGAGAUGGACACUGAGACAGCUUGCUCAAAAAACCAACCAACCAGAGAUAUUCUUGAAAGAGAUACUCAAAGAGCUUUGUGUGUAUUCAAGGAGUGGUCGUGCUUACGAGCUUAAACCAGAAUACAAGAAAUGUGUUUGAGAAGGGCGGGCACACACAACAGGAUGCUCAGUAAAGACUAAAAAGGCAUCAUCAGAAAAUCAGAAGAAAAAAAGGUUGUAAAAAUUGGAUCCUUUUUUUUUAACACUAGAAAAAAAAGUGGAACUUUUCUUUUUGAACAGGUAAAAGAUUGGAACUUUUGAACUCUAAUGUGAAAAGGUAUCUUUCA